CCCCAACCACUCUUCUACCAUCCACCAGUACACCUUAAAUGUUUUGACCGCACGCCUGAGCUAUAAAUAUCUGUUGUGUCUUGCCUCUUCUUCUUACUCUUCAUUCCUCAUCUUCCUGUCUAUUGUGUCUUGCCUCUUCUUAUUACUCCUCUUUCUACACGAUGGAACAAGACCCAAAUCCAUUCCUCCGCCAUUGCAAAGGUCAAAGCAACAACUCUGGCAGCUCUCGUCCUCUCAUUCCUGGCCCGGCUGGCGCCAUCCAGGCUGCCAUGUAUGCCCGUAGAUCCACCCCUAACACACCACUCAUUCCGACCCAGGAAAUCGUGAGGCGUGUGCUAGAUCAUGGAUCAACCGAAACCGAUCCUGAUUUCAACUCACAUGCUUGGCUAUCAGCCCUGCAAGAGUGGGGAAUAGCCACUCCGCUGGGCUCUCUGACAGCGAACGUUGAGAGGGUGGAGAAUGUUGUUGCUGUUAUCAAAUCUUGCACUCCCAAUGGGUUUGGAGAUGCGAAAGUUACCCUCAAGGACCCCACGGGUGCUGUUGAUGCUAGCAUCCACCGCAAGGCAUUUACUCACAGUGAAUUUGCGAAUGACAUAACUGUUGGAUCUGUUCUCGUUCUCCAAAAGGUUGCUGUGUUUGCACCUAGAGGAACUGUUUGUUAUCUUAAUAUAACAUUGCCCAACCUAGUGAAGGUAUUCCCAAAAGAUUGCGGACCCCAUGACUUCAUCGAUAUCACAGAGGAAUAAUUUUGUUUUCGGUGUUGCUUAUGUUUAAUUUGGUUGUGUAACCGU
This is a messenger RNA of Lotus japonicus, 791 nucleotides long. RefSeq lists its product as uncharacterized. Gene Ontology annotation, biological process: recombinational repair. Bases 162 to 746 code for a protein of 194 amino acids. The record is from RefSeq and is a predicted model, not a curated record. NCBI's taxonomy places the organism in Eukaryota, Viridiplantae, Streptophyta, Magnoliopsida, Fabales, Fabaceae. The transcript has 3 exons.